AUGGCGGCGGCGGCGGCGGCGGCGCUGGCGCGGCUCGCAGCGGCCUUCCUUCUCCUCGCGGCCCAGGUGGCCUGUGAGUAUGGCAUGGUCCAUGUGGUAUCUGAGACCGGUGGCCCCAAAGGCAAAGACUACUGCAUCCUCUACAACCCACAGUGGGCCCACCUGCCACAUGACCUCAGCAAAGCGUCUCUCCUGCAGGUGCGGAACUGGACCAGCUCCGUGCUCUGCUCUCCUGCCGACCUCCCCCCCAAAGGCUUCAGCAACCAGAUUCCGCUGGUGGCACGGGGGAACUGCACCUUCUACGAGAAAGUGCGGCUAGCCCAGGGCAGCGGGGCCCGCGGGCUGCUCAUUGUCAGCAAGGAGACACUGGUACCCCCCGGAGGCAACAAGACACAGUAUGAGGAGAUUGGCAUUCCCGUGGCCCUGCUUAGCUACCGAGACAUGCUGGACAUUUUCCAGACUUUCGGCCAGGCAGUGCGGGCGGCGCUACAUGCCCCCAAGGAGCCCAUGCUGGACUACAACAUGGUCAUCAUCUUCCUCAUGGCCGUGGGCACCGUCGCGCUCGGGGGCUAUUGGGCUGGGAGCCGGGAUGUCAGGAAGAGAUACAUGAAGCACAAGCGGGAUGACGGGCCUGAGAAGCAGGAGGACGAGGCUGUGGACGUGACGCCGGUCAUGAUCUGCGUUUUCGUAGUCAUGUGCUGCUCCAUGCUGGUGCUGCUCUACUUCUUCUAUGACCAGCUUGUGUAUGUCAUCAUUGGCAUCUUCUGCCUGGCCUCCUCCACCGGCCUCUACAGCUGCUUGUCACCGCUCAUGCAGAGGCUGCCGUUCUGCAAGUGCAGGGUCCCCGACAACAGCCUGCCCUAUUUCCACAAGCGCCCUCAGGUCUGCACACUGCUCCUGGCGCUGCUGUGUGCGGCCGUCAGCGUGGUGUGGGGCAUCUUCCGGAAUGAGGACCAGUGGGCUUGGAUCCUCCAGGAUGCGUUGGGCAUCGCCUUCUGCCUCUACACCUUGAAGACCAUACGCCUCCCCACAUUCAAGGCCUGCACACUGCUGCUGCUGGUGCUGUUCAUCUACGACGUCUUCUUCGUGUUCAUCACGCCCUUCCUGACCAAGAGCGGGAACAGCAUUAUGGUGGAGGUGGCGACCGGGCCUUCAGACUCAGCCACCCAUGAGAAGCUGCCCAUGGUGCUGAAGGUUCCCAGACUGAACGCCUCACCACUGGCCCUGUGUGACCGCCCCUUCUCCCUCCUGGGCUUCGGGGACAUCCUGGUCCCAGGGCUGCUCGUGGCCUACUGCCACCGCUUCGACAUCCAGGUGCAGUCCUCCAGGGUCUACUUCGUGGCCUGCACCAUCGCCUACGGCAUCGGGCUCCUGGUGACGUUUAUGGCGCUGGCCCUCAUGCAGCGUGGCCAGCCCGCCCUCCUCUACCUCGUGCCCUGCACGCUCGUCACCAGCUGCGCCCUGGCGCUCUGGCGCAGGGAGCUGGGCGUAUUCUGGACGGGCGGCGGGUUUGCGAAGGACCUACCUCAGUCGCCCUGGGCGCCCGCCCCGGCCGACGGCUCACAGCAGCCCCGUGCCGACCCCGACGCCGCCCCCGCCCCAGGCCGACAAACUCCUGGCGAAGACGCGGUCCCAACCCCUCCGCCGGCGGAGCAGACCCCAGAAACGUCUGCGCCCGAGAAGGAGCUCGAGGCAGACGCGCCUCCCCAGGAGCCCGAACGCGUCGCGGCCCCACCCGGCCCCUCGGCCUAG
Rangifer tarandus platyrhynchus (Svalbard reindeer) is the source of this 1752-nucleotide messenger RNA. The record is from the annotation of a GenBank genome assembly. NCBI's taxonomy places the organism in Eukaryota, Metazoa, Chordata, Mammalia, Artiodactyla, Cervidae.